UACUUGCCAUGUUAGGUAUUCAUUCUCUAGCGACUCCUCCACUGAUGUUAAAUUUCCUAAAAAAAAAAUUCCUUAACCAAUCUAAAGUCUCCUACCUUGGAUGUGGCAUACAGCUCAGCUUUGGUGAUAUCUUUGGGUCAGUUGAAUGUUUCCUUUUGGCUACCAUGGCUUAUGAUCGCUUCAUGGCAAUCUACAACCCACUACUUUAUUCCACAAAAAUGUCCACACAAGUCUGUGUCCAGUUGGUUGUGGGAUCCUAUAUAGGAGGUCUUCUCAAUGCUUCCUUUGCUAUGGUUUCCUUUUUUUCUUUUCUAUUCUGUGGCUCAAAUAGAGUUGAACAUUUUUUCUGUGAUUUUGCUCCUUUAGCUGAGCUGUCCUGUUCUGAUAUCAGUAUCUCCGUAGUUCUUGUUUCAUUUUCUGCUGGCUCAGUUACUAUGCUAACAGUGUUUAUCAUAGUCAUCUCCUAUUCCUACAUCCUUAUCACCAUCCUAAAGAUGCGUUCCACGGAGGGGCGACAGAAGGCCUUCUCCACAUGCACCUCCCAUCUCACAGCAGUCACUCUGUUCUAUGGGACAAUCACAUUUAUUUAUGUGAUGCCCAAGUCCAGCUUCUCUACUAACCAGAACAAGGUGGUGUCUGUGUUCUACAUGGUGGUCAUCCCCAUGUUGAAUCCCCUCAUCUACAGCCUCAGAAAUAAUGAGAUUAAGGAUGCCCUGAGGAGACAUCUUGGUAAGAAAACACUUUCUUAA
Molecule: messenger RNA, 749 nt
Organism: Mus caroli (Ryukyu mouse)
Lineage: Eukaryota; Metazoa; Chordata; Mammalia; Rodentia; Muridae
Product: olfactory receptor 5P72-like
Biological process (GO): G protein-coupled receptor signaling pathway
Cellular component (GO): membrane
Molecular function (GO): G protein-coupled receptor activity; olfactory receptor activity
Source: RefSeq, a predicted model, not a curated record